AUGGUCCUCGAAGCCAAAGCGGAUGGCAGCUUCGACGUCGACGCCGCCGGCGACGACUGGGAGGCGCUCAAGGCCGAGGGCAAUGGCCUCUUUGCCCAGAAGGACUACGUCGCGGCCAUCGACGUCUACGCGCGCGCGCUCGCUGCGGCGCCGACGGACCAGCAGCACCUCGUACUUGGCAAUCGGUCGUCGUGCUUUUUUCAGCUGCAGCGGUACAGUGACGCGCUCGCCGAUGCCAACGCGGCGCUCGCGCUGCAGCCGCAGUGGGAGAAAGGACGCGCGCGCAAGCAGUGCAUUCUCAAGGCCAUGGCGGCGGCGAAGGCGGCGAAGGUAACGACGACCGCCAACGCGCUGCGCGGCCUGUACGUCGAGAAGGACCCGGUCGUGCCCGACGAAGACGCGACCAAGCCGGCGCAGAUGCUGUGGCGCCGCUUGAAGCAGUCGCUGGCGUCGCAGCACCAGGGCUGCCUCGACGGCAUCUUUGCCAAGUUAAGCAACGAACGCGACUUCGUGCAGCUGGUCUACCCCGGCAUCUCGGCUGAGGACAUUCAGCGCCAGCAGUUGCCGCGGUCCUUGCGUCAGCUCCUUUCCGAUGCGGCCACGUACGAGUCGGAGCUCAUUGCUCUCAUGCCGAAAGUCGAAGCCAAGGCGAACCUUGUGCUCGCGAACGUGAAAGCCAAGGGCGCGGCGCAGGGCGAGAUCAUGGACGCUGCGACCGAGGCUGUUUUGCGACCGCAGGUGUUCAACGAGGCCUUUGCGCGCGAACUCCUGAGCAUGAUCCAGCGCGUCAAUACGCAAAAGCAUGCAUUGCUGGCCCAAGACGCUCGGUUUCUUGCGAACCCGGACGCCGAGUGCGCGCACCUCGCACGCAUCGACGACGUUGUCGGCGACCGUCUCUUCCGAUCGUGCUCGGUGCCGUGUGGCGUGCUCGAUGGCUUCAUGGGCGACGAGUACAUUCCCUUCUUGCGCAGCGAUGCGCUGCGCCUCCGCAAGCAAGGCAAGCUCCUGCCCGUCGGCCCCCAUGCGAUGCGCUUCUGGACAACCGAGAGCUCGUUGAACGAAGACUUUCCGGCGCUCGCCGACGUCGUCGAGAAGCUGCACAUGCUGCCCUUUGCGCUCAACCGGCAGUUUGACCUUCGGCUCUGCGACGAAACCAAGAUGGAGGUCGCGUGCUCCACGUCGCUGGUGUGCCUCGAGACGGGCCAGUCGCAGCCGCGCCGUCUUGACUGCGGUCCACAUGGCGAUCCUAACGACAAUGGCUACAAGCUCACGUGCGUCUACUGCCUCGGGGGUGACGAAAACGCGUUGGGCGGCGACCUCGAAGUGACGCCGCUCUCGUCCGGUGUCCCGACGGUCGUUGCUGCCAAAACAGACCGGCUAUGGCUCUUCAAGAGCCAAGAGCCCGAUGUUUAUAUGGUGUUUCGUAUCCACGGGAUGGUGCCCUUGUCACCGUAA
Molecule: messenger RNA, 1455 nt
Organism: Saprolegnia parasitica CBS 223.65
Lineage: Eukaryota; Oomycota; Saprolegniomycetes; Saprolegniales; Saprolegniaceae
Exons: 2
Coding region: 1-1455 (484 amino acids)
Molecular function (GO): Hsp90 protein binding
Source: RefSeq, a predicted model, not a curated record